Spea bombifrons (plains spadefoot toad) is the source of this 2664-nucleotide messenger RNA. Its product is annotated as sulfhydryl oxidase 1-like. Bases 1 to 2664 code for a protein of 887 amino acids. The record is from RefSeq and is a predicted model, not a curated record. Gene Ontology annotation, biological process: protein folding. Gene Ontology annotation, molecular function: flavin-dependent sulfhydryl oxidase activity; protein disulfide isomerase activity. NCBI's taxonomy places the organism in Eukaryota, Metazoa, Chordata, Amphibia, Anura, Pelobatidae. The transcript is spliced from 13 exons. Gene Ontology annotation, cellular component: Golgi membrane.
AUGCCGGGCCCGGGAUGCUGGAGCGUGUCCGUAGCGGCAGUGUUCAUUCUCGCGGUCGCGGUGUCCCAGGUUCGGGGCGGUCUCUAUUCCCCGGAUGAGCCAUUGGUGUCCCUGGCCGGGGCGACCCGUUCUCUCCUGCUCGGGUCCAACAGCUCCUGGCUCGCCGAGUUUUAUGCUUCCUGGUGCGGACACUGCGCGGCGUUCAGACCGACCUGGAGUGCGCUGGCUCGGGAUGUGCAAGAUUGGAGACCGGCAGUAUACCUGGCUGUACUAGACUGUGCAGAGGAGUCAAACAGGGAUACCUGUAACGAAUUUGGGGUUACUGGGUACCCCACAGUUCAGUUCUUUAAAGCGUUUGCAGGAAGUCCUUCGGAGGGUGUACGAGUUCCAGCUUCGUCUGUACAAGAAAUCAGACAGCACAUCAUCGAUAGACUGGAAGAGCAGAAGGAGUCCCCACCACCAGCAUGUCCUCCUUUGGAACCAAUCAGCGCCCCCGAGUUGGAGCAGUUCUUCGCAAACAACAAUGAGGCUUAUCUGGCUGUGAUAUUUGAGGAUGCCAAGAUGUACAUGGGUAGAGAGGUGGCUCUGGAUAUGGUUCAGUACGAAGGUGUCUCGGUACGCAGGGUAGUUAAAGACCAAACUGACUUGGUGGAGAAGUUCAACGUAUCUUCAUUCCCCGCUGGUUUUUUGAUUUCUAAGAACGGAUCUACCAGCAGAAUUAACCUUGGGGAAGAGACUCGCUCGGCGUAUACCAAAUUCCUGCGUUCACUACCCGGAGUGCAGAGGGGAAAACACGCUCUCAUCGGAUGGUCGGAGACAUCUCUCGUAGCUACUGAAUCACCGAAGAGACAGGCCGACAGCGCCAAGGUGUACAUGGCAGAUCUUGAGUCGGCUCUUCACUAUUCCUUGAGGGUGGAGGUUGCUCGAUUCGCGACCUUGGAUGGGGAGCGACUUAAGGCUCUCUCCAAUUUCAUCAAUGUGCUGAGAAAGUACUUCCCUGCCCGUCCGUAUCUGCGUACAUUACUGAAUUCUGCUAAUUCCUGGCUGCGCGCCCGCGCUAAAACCAAAGUCUCAUACAAGGAUUUUGAGGAUGUUCUCAACAACAAAAAUCAGGCCCAGAAAGCUGUUCUGUCAUCGGAUGUGCGCUAUGUUGGAUGUCAGGGUUCCAAGCCCCAAUUCCGUGGCUUUCCGUGUUCCCUCUGGACCCUUUUCCACGUUCUAACAGUCCAGGCAUCUGAAGUAGCAACCCUGGGAAGAAUUAGACCCGAUCCCAGUGAGGUCCUGUUAGCGAUGCGUGGCUACGUCCAGCAUUUCUUCGGCUGCAGAGAAUGCGCCCAGCAUUUUGAACGUAUGGCCCAAGAGUCCAUGCGCAACGUCCGCUCUUUGGAUGAAGCCAUCGUGUGGCUGUGGGAAAGACACAACCGUGUGAAUAAGAGAUUGGCAGGUGCACAGAGUGAAGAUCCAGCCUUUCCGAAGGUUCAGUGGCCUACUGCAGCGCUUUGCCCGCUCUGCCAGUCCAAAGCAGAUAUGUCCUGGAACCUCCCCAGCGUUCUAGAUUUCCUGAAAGCUCAUUUUGGCAAAAAAAAUCUAGCAGAUGAGUAUCUGGAAGAUGAGGAAGUGCUGCUGGAAAAACAGAAAAAGGCACACAAUGCAACCCAAAAAAGGGAUAAGAGAGAUGUUACGGAUGAGGAGAAGAAGUCUGAAAUAAUCCAGAACCGUGAUGACACCGAGAACACACGUGAUGAUCCGAGAGAAGAUGACGAUGAAGAAAAGAGCGAUGCAUAUGACAAAAACUCAUAUGGACCUAAUAUGUUUCUAAGCAGAUCUCUUAAGGACUCCAGCCUGCACAAGGGAAACCAUGCUCUACAUCCAAAAACCCUUGUAGAACCUCGUGAUGCAGAGUUCGAUGAAGCUGCUGUGAGAGAUCGGUCACUAAAGAGAGGAGUAGACGCCAAUUACCUUAUUGGUGUGGUGGUGGAGCGUGGGGAGGUGAAUAGGAAAGGCCGUUGGGUGAAGAUGCUGGAGGUUGGCUUCUCUCGUUUGGACAUCAGCCUGUGCGUGGUUCUCUAUUUCCUUUCCAGCAUGUGUCUCCUUGCCAUGUACCUUUACAUGAGUCUCAAGACACGCUGCCCCCGACAACGAACACACUUGAUGAUCCGAGAGAAGAUGACGAUGAAGAAAAGAGCAAUGCGUAUGACAAAAAAACCAGAGGACCAUCCGCAUCAGAGGCCCAGUAUAAUAAAGAUGAAGCAUGUGAGCCAUUUGCAAGUAGAAGAGGAAAUUCGAGAUCUAGACUCAUACGGACCUAAUAUGUUUCCAAGCAGAUCUCUUCAGGACUCCAGCCUGCACAAGGGAAACCAUGCUCUACAUCCAAAAACCCUUGUAGAACCUCGUGAUGCAGAGUUCGAUGAAGCUGCUGUGAGAGAUCGGUUACUAAAGAGAGGAGUAGACGCCAAUUACCUUAUUGGUGUGGUGGUGGAGCGUGGGGAGGUGAAUUGGAAAGGCCGUUGGGUGAAGAUGCUGGAGGUUGGCUUCUCUCGUUUGGACAUCAGCCUGUGCGUGGUUCUCUAUUUCCUUUCCAGCAUGUGUCUACUUGCCAUGUACCUUUACAUGAGUCUCAGGACACGCUGCCUCCGACAACGGUGCUCAUAUCUGCAAGUGUGA